Caenorhabditis briggsae is the source of this 312-nucleotide messenger RNA. Lineage: Eukaryota; Metazoa; Nematoda; Chromadorea; Rhabditida; Rhabditidae. The coding region runs from base 1 to 312 and encodes 103 amino acids. The transcript is spliced from 2 exons. The record is from RefSeq and is a predicted model, not a curated record.
AUGGAUUUCAAAUUGUUUCUUCUAUUCUUCUUUCUUGUUUCCCUAGUGUCUUCUGGAGCUGUGAAACGGGCGGUACAUUCGUCUGGAUGCCCCAAAAAUGCGGAAUACAAAGAGUGCACCAACAUUUGCCCGGAUAAGAGUUGUCAGAAUUUCUUGACUGUCUCCAGCUGCUUCUCUCUUCGUUGUGGACCACCGGCUUGUAUGUGCAAAGAAGGACACGUGUAUCUGAAUGGAGAGGAUAAGAAUCAAGGAUGUGUCAGAAGAGAGACAUGCAGCAAAUUGGAGAAAAUCAGAAAGCAACCUGUUCCAUGA